Rosa chinensis is the source of this 1800-nucleotide messenger RNA. Its product is annotated as probable LRR receptor-like serine/threonine-protein kinase At1g56130. NCBI's taxonomy places the organism in Eukaryota, Viridiplantae, Streptophyta, Magnoliopsida, Rosales, Rosaceae. Bases 248 to 1486 code for a protein of 412 amino acids. Gene Ontology annotation, biological process: protein phosphorylation. Gene Ontology annotation, molecular function: ATP binding; protein kinase activity. The transcript has 7 exons. The record is from RefSeq and is a predicted model, not a curated record.
GUGGCCAAAACCCGCAUAUUGUAAUGCCCGAUAUUCCUUUCCCUCGAUUACUUCUAUGCUAAUCCUCUAUGUCUUUCUCUCAGUCUUUCCCCCCAAGUCUUUACCAAUGCAAGAAAAACCCAACAACAAUGGAUGAAUCUGGCAGUUUCUGCUGCUGUUGUUAAGCUCUAGUAGUGCAAUAGCAGUAACACCAAUCUCCGCAUUUAGAUACAUAUUUUCUGCUGCAGCACAGAACUAUUGCCUUACCAUGACUCGCCGCUUACUGGAAGUGAUGUCUCCAGCAGAACCCUCCAAUUCUAAGUCACGGUCUACAGCCUUACUCUUUUUUCUUGGAGGGAUAGUUAUGCUCAUCAUUCUGCUUAUAAUUGUAUUUAUCUUUCGGAAAAAGAUCAAACCAGAAGAGAUCAAGAAGUUGGUAGCAAGAGUCAGAAAGCGGCCAGCAUCGACAGACGCUUUUAGUGGAAUCCUUAGAACAAUAAGCUAUUUUGACUUCGCAACAUUGAAGAAGGCAACCAAGAAUUUUCAUCAGGGAAAUCUACUUGGAAAAGGUGGAUUCGGCCCUGUCUAUAGGGGAAAAUUAAGAGAUGGGAGAUUGAUUGCUGUUAAGAGGUUAUCUCUUGAUAAAUCCCAACAAGGAGAAACAGAGUUUCUUGCAGAGGUAAGGUUGAUCACUAGCGUCCAACACAGGAACUUGGUUCAACUUGUUGGAUGUUGCUCACACGGGCCUCAGCGACUCCUUGUAUAUGAAUACAUGAAAAACAAGAGCUUGGACCGUAUAAUAUAUGGAAAAAGUGAUCAGUUCCUGAACUGGGGCACUAGGUUCCAGAUAAUUGUUGGAAUCGCUAGAGGGUUACAAUAUCUACAUGAGGAUUCCCCCCUAAGAAUUAUACACAGAGAUAUCAAGGCGAGCAACAUUCUUCUCGAUGAAAAAUUUCAACCAAGGAUUGGAGAUUUUGGGCUGGCUAGGUUCUUCCCUGAAGAUCAAGCUUAUCUCAGUACAACAUUUGCGGGAACUCUAGGAUAUACAGCACCUGAAUAUGCUAUUAGAGGAGAAUUGUCCGAAAAGGCGGAUAUAUAUAGUUUUGGAGUUCUUGUGCUUGAAAUAAUUAGUGGCAGGAAAAACACAGAUCUUAGUCUAGCAUCAGAAAUGCAGUACCUGCCUGAAUACGCGUGGAAGUUAUACGAGAGAUCAAAGGUGAUGGAUCUGCUUGAUCCCAAACUGCAACAAGAAGGAUUUGAGGAAAAGGAUGUUAUGCAAGCAAUCAAUGUGGCAUUCUUAUGCCUUCAGCCUCAUGCAAAUCUGAGACCCCCCAUGUCAGACAUUGUAGUAAUGUUAACAUGCAAAGUUCAGAUGACCGGAACACUACCUAUAAAACCGGUCUUUUUGGACAGCAGACGCACCAAGAAUGAAAACCUUUCGUGGGAUACAAUGUCCGAUGUUUUCCCUUCUCCCAUUCAGAGUGAAUCUCCCUCAUUACCUAAUUAAACAACAAACUUGAUUGCAACUUCAUGAUCGAUCCUGUCUUUCAAAGGAAAAUGAAAUGGUACGAGGGUCUUCCAGGAAUGUCUUGAGAAUAUUUUCAAAUGUAGCUUCACAUAUAUGUCACAUAUAUAAUUGUUUAUUUCUUCAUUUUUGGUAGAGGUACUUACUUGGUGGUAGAAUUUUGUUACUUGCACAUGAUAAUGAUACUAGUCAAGGCUUCCUGUUGAUGAGCAUAGAACUGGGUAUGAUUUGUAUUGUUAUAUCUCAGAGGUGUUUCAGCUUCCUUUCUCAUGGAGUUUCCUCAAGUUUGUCUUUAA